Messenger RNA from Tigriopus californicus, 1348 nucleotides. RefSeq lists its product as uncharacterized. NCBI's taxonomy places the organism in Eukaryota, Metazoa, Arthropoda, Copepoda, Harpacticoida, Harpacticidae. The record is from RefSeq and is a predicted model, not a curated record. The coding region runs from base 80 to 1261 and encodes 393 amino acids. The transcript has 4 exons.
CGAAACCUAAACAAAACAUUGGUUAGUAAGUUGUUUGUGCCACGUGUGCUCGCGCACCCAUCACAUCAGAGGCCACAUUAUGUCCAAUUUUUUAUCUUGGUGUCGUAAAAAAGCAUCUGGUCUCUGUCCGACACCUCAACCACCGGAAUCUUCUUUAAUCCAUGGGCAUCCCAGCCCCAAAAUGACUGUGCCCGACGCGAUAUCAUCCUCGGCCACCGCUAUAGCAUCCUCGUCUCCUCAAUUCUUGAUGGAAGAGACUUCAGCCUCUUUCCCGGGUCUGGGCAACAAUUUCCGAUCGCUACAGCGAUCCUCUAUUUCCUCUUUGGCUCUGGGCUCCUCGUUCUUGGAUCACUCGCUAUCGGGUGCCAUUGAGUUGGAUGUAGAGGCCCUGGGCCCCGAGAUUCGGACUCGUCGACGGGAAUUGAUUUUGGUCUUGGUUAAUUGGGAAGUGAUCGAUCCUGUUCUAGCUCAAGAGAUAGAAUCUAAACCUAGGACGUCUGAACCCUUAGGCUCUAGCUUCAGGGCACGCAAUCUGAUCCAAACAAACAACUAUAUAUGGCUACCCGAGCAUUUCAGCUCUUGCUUUGUGGAUUUCCUCAACUUUCGAGUGACUGAAAGUGAGACAUUAGAAGACAUCCUUGAUCAGCACUUCACUGUAGCCAAUUGCCAUGCCGACAUCUUUCGGGGAUGUAUGUCUUGCAAAUCCAAGAUCAGAGACUUGCUAGAGUUGGCUCCGGUUGGGGUUUCUGGAUCUGAGGCCGGUGGGGAUUGCCAUCCAAUCAGCGGCAGCAAUGUCAUUGUUAGUGAAAUUGAUGCUAGUUUCCCAACUUCUCUAAAGAACAAGAAGGACAAAUUACCCACAUCAAGGACCAACGCAACAUCAUUGACUCCCAUUGUGUUCUAUUCCUUUUGUCUUGACAGGGCAGUCUUAUUAGAGGAAACUCAACACUGUGCCAGAUGUCACGAAUGCUUUCAUUGGCGCUAUAAUCAUUGCCCUCAAUGUGAUCGAUGUUCCUUUGGCAUGGGACUUGGCAAAUGUGAUCAUUGUGGCUACAUGGAAGCCAAAGACGAGUGUACCGAAGAUCUGGCUCUAUCCUCGUUGAGCGAUGGGAGUCCAAAUGCGCAUUCUAGUCCUUUGAGGCUCAAAAAGACAGGAUCGGAGAGUGUGUCCCAGGAUAUUCCCUCCGUUAAGAGUGUGGGCGAUCUUCUUGGGUAUUUUGAAAGUGACGACGAAAUUGGAGAAGGCAAUGCGGAAUUCUAGUUAUGGACCGAGUGGUUUGUUUUACCCUUUGAUGAUCGAUCCGUCAUCAAUAGAAAUACAUGUUAGGAUUUUAACACCUUAACUGAA